AUGGCCCUGCGCGACGUCUUGCUGUCGCCGCUGGUUGCGCACCCAUUGUUGACCCUCUUUCUUCUGCCCGUCAUCCUCCUCGUGCUACGCUCGUUGUACCGUAUUUCUCCCCUCCAUCCGCUCUCCCACAUCCCAGGUCCGCUUCUCCCUCGACUAUCGUCACUAUGGCUCACCUACCACGCGUGGGUCGGCGACGAGGCUUCGGUGGUCGACGCCCUGCAUAAGAAAUACGGCACGAUCGUCCGGAAUGGGCCGAACAGCGUCGACAUCUCCGACGGUGCCGCCCUGGCCGCCAUAUACACCGAACGGGGCGGGUUCGCAAAGACCAAAUUCUACGAGAACUUCGCCCUCCCGGACGGCGUGCACAUGCACAACUCGAUCUUUUCGGAAACGGAUCCCCUGACGCGAGCGCCUCGCGCAAAGGCCGUGGCCGUGCUGUUCUCCACCUCGAACCUCAGACAGGGCCAGGACCUCAUCUACGCGUGCGUCGACAAGUUUGUGGCCCGGUUGGCCGAGGGCAAGAAGUCGAGCCAAGCACGGAACGGCGCUGCUGCUACUGCUGCUGCUCCGUUGAAUAUCCUCAACCUGACGCGAGGGUUGGCCGUCGACGCCGUCUCGUCGUACCUGCUCGGCAAGAGCUACGAGGCCCUGAGCGAGGACUCGACGGGGACGAAACACGAGAAGACAGAAGCGGCGGUCCGAAAAGAGUUGGCCGAGCCGAUGAGCGCGGCCGGCAUGGUCGACACCUUCGUCGCGGUCGGCCGCUUCUGGUACCUCCCCAGCUGGGCGUUCAAGCUCGUCGAGUCAUCCGACGCAUGGUGGAACGCAAACGACGAGGUGACGCACAGUCUGGCGCGCGUGGACGACUUCGUCGCCGGAGUCGUGAGCGACGCAGAAGCCAGCAUCAUCAACGCCAGCACUGCACGAUUGGAGGAUGAGAAGACGCCUCUCGCCACCACCACCACCACUACCACCACCACCGCCCCUGACCACCAUCCCUUGACCUCAUACCCGGCUCGGCUGUUGCAGGCGGGCUUCACGCCCUCGGAGACGCGGGCUCAAUGUAAGGACCUCAUCUUCGCCGGCUCGGACAGCACGGGGAUGAAUCUGGCCACCAUCCUCUUCAUGCUGGCCAAACACCCGGACUGCCACAGGAAAGCGAGAGACGAGGUCCUCCUGGCCGGCAACGGCGGCCACCCGGGGUUCGACGAGCUCCAGUCGUUGCCGUACCUGCGCGGCGUGGUCAAGGAGGGCCUGCGCCUGUCCAUGGCCAACCCGUCGCGUCUCCCUCGCGUCGUGCCGCCCGGAGGCUGGACCUUCAAGGACACCACCCAUUUCCCCGGUGGGACCGAAGUCAGCUGCACGCCCUAUUCCCUGCAUCUGAAUGCGGACGUGUUUCCCGACCCGUUCGCCUUCAAGCCCGAGAGGUGGAUUGACCCGUCUGAGGCGAUGAUGCGGGACGCCAUCCCCUUUGGUCUGGGCAGUCGACAGUGCAUCGCCAGAAAUCUGGCCACGGUGGAGUUGUACUGCGCCGUCGCGAGAGUCCUUGAGGCCGGUAUACUACAGGGAGCCGCGACCGUCAAGUCCGAGAUUGAGAUUCUAGAAUGGUUCAACAGCAAGGUCGUCGGGGAGCGGAUAGACUUGGUCUGGCAAUGA
Molecule: messenger RNA, 1656 nt
Organism: Cladophialophora carrionii CBS 160.54
Lineage: Eukaryota; Fungi; Ascomycota; Eurotiomycetes; Chaetothyriales; Herpotrichiellaceae
Exons: 1
Coding region: 1-1656 (551 amino acids)
Molecular function (GO): iron ion binding; monooxygenase activity; oxidoreductase activity, acting on paired donors, with incorporation or reduction of molecular oxygen
Source: RefSeq, a predicted model, not a curated record